AUGACGAAGACUGUUGACGCAAUUGAGCUUGCAACAGCCGCAUUUGAAAAAGGAAGAGAAUCUUUGGCCUAUCAAUUGCUUUCCAGGAGCCCAUCCAAAGCUCGCGGAGUUCCUUUAUUGAUAGAUAAGAAGAUGUGGGACGAAGCUAUUUCAGCAGCCGCUGAUUCAGGUGAUGCUUCACUUUUAAUUUACACAUUGAAUUGUGCAAAAGAAAAUGGAGCGAAUUUGGCCCUCAAAAACUGCCUGAAAAAGAGCGAAAUAGCAAGGAACGAAUGGUCAUAUUAUGUACCAGAAGAAGACAAAUUAGAAGCUUCAAAGGAUACAUCUCGUUACGUUCUUCAACAGAUAAAAGUUGCCUUGAAAGAAGGAAAAAGAUGUCCAUGGGGAGCUAAAAAAUACCAAACAGACAUAUUCAAAGUUUUGAGUCAAAUUAACGGUUUGAAGAAAGAAUUCAGAGCUUUGAAAAUUGCUAACUCAGGAACGAAGAAAGAGAUAAAGAAGAUGACUCCUGUACAGUUCUAUGACCACUUAACAUUGUUUAAUUGCUUAAAUCUCAUAAAAAGAUUGGAGACUAUUUGUAAAUUAAAGAAUACAAUUGAUAGAAGGCUGAAUGUCGGAAUUGCAAGUAAAUCUGAGAUUGUAUUGAAGUCCGUUAAACCAGAAAUCCUUGGAAAGAACUUCGACAUGUAUUCUUCACGAAUUCCAGCUGAUUUGAUGAGAUUUAUCAUUGAACCAAGCACUGAACCAAUUCCAGAUCCAUCUGCUAACUCAAAACCAAUCAAAAAUGAUGACUCAGACUAUUAUUAUGAAGAGGAAGAAGAAGAUCAGAAUAAAUAG
Messenger RNA from Trichomonas vaginalis G3, 837 nucleotides. Its product is annotated as regulation of vacuole fusion, non-autophagic. Gene Ontology annotation, molecular function: actin binding. The coding region runs from base 1 to 837 and encodes 278 amino acids. Gene Ontology annotation, biological process: endosomal transport; vacuole fusion, non-autophagic; intracellular protein transport. Lineage: Eukaryota; Parabasalia; Trichomonadida; Trichomonadidae. Gene Ontology annotation, cellular component: HOPS complex; endosome; lysosomal membrane. The record is from RefSeq and is a predicted model, not a curated record. The transcript has a single exon.